AUGGGGCGCAACAUUGAGACACCUCUCCCAGUGUGUCCAAGCUCGCCCCCCACACGAGCUUGGCCAGACUUGAGAGCUUUCGAGGUAAAAGACAAGGAGCUUGAAAGAAAACAGGCAGAGGGAUACAACACCCGACACAGGGGAAAGGGGAAGACACCGCUCCAGCCAGGCCAGAGAGUCUGGAUAAAGAACGAAACACGCACUGGAGAAGUUUCCGGAUCAGCAGGGACACCGAGGUCAUACAUCAUGGACACUUCAAAUGGCAGUCUCAGAAGAAACCACUCUCAUUUGAGAGUUGGGCCUUCACCAUUGACGACUCCAGAUCCAGGGAUACGCACCAGAGUGGGCAGAGCGGUCAAGCCCAUCAAAAGACUGAACUUGAUGCUAUUCCUGGACAUGGAGUUCCAAACAUUGAAACUGAAGGCGACGGACAACUCGGCAAGGCAGCACAUUCUCACUAUCAAACUCAGCCCAAAGAAUUUCAAGUCCGCCCUGAAGUACAAGAAUCAGAUGGACCAUGACAUGGUCAGAGUGGCCCAGUGCAGCGCGGGGGACGGCGUGAUAAGCGUUGCUGAUAGUGGUGUAACAGUGAUCCAAAAUAUUUUCCUCUCUGGUCGGACAUUUUAUAAGUUGUCUGUAUUUUGGGAGUUCGUGGGUGAGGUUACCUUUGUUAAAGUCGCCGAGGACAAUAACUAA
Molecule: messenger RNA, 696 nt
Organism: Menidia menidia (Atlantic silverside)
Lineage: Eukaryota; Metazoa; Chordata; Actinopteri; Atheriniformes; Atherinopsidae
Source: the annotation of a GenBank genome assembly